AUGGCCACCCUGGCGGCCAUGUCAGAGCUCGUAUGGCUGUCCGCUGUGGCAAAGGAUGUCUUGUCUGCAUCCGCACAGCUGCUUGAGGGGCAAGUCCCGUGUCCACCAACAAAGCUCGCGGCUGCUUUGCAGAAGGUGCAGGGCCGAGAAGAUUUGGGCCUGCUUGGUGAUGCUGAGCUUCGGAAGGACUUUGCGAAGGCGCUUGACAGUCCUGACAGUGGGGUCCAGGAGAUCUCUGCUCAGUGUGGCCCGCAGCUUGUGGACCUCUUUUCGAAGGUUUUGCAGGACAAGCUCCAGCGAAUACGCUCCAAAGCGAAGCAGUGGGAAACAAAGCUUCCGAAAGCCGGCGCUGCAAGCUAUGCCGCCGUGCUUGAAGCUUGCAAAGACGGGCUGCCAGAGGCACUUCGGCUCGACUGGGUCCUGUGGCAUUCCGUCGGCAGCAGCCACUACCCAAAGGAUGUUCCAGCUCUGCCUUCGGCAGUAGUGAAUGAGCGAGUCGCUCUUCUGGCCAGCGUCGGUGACAGCCCCAUUGCAGAUUUCGUUGUGAGGUCACACGUUCUGGAGCAUUUGGACAAGUACCAGUCCUGGGAGGCUUCCAUGGCUGCUAGUCAACCCAAGGCGCCCUCCAGUGGGGUGAAGAUUCCCUUCGAUGCAAGUGUUACAAAGCAGGUAACACUGCGCCGUGCCCUGGGACAAGCCUUUCCGGUCGAGGUUGCGACGGCUGCGUCGGAGGUUGAUGGUGACUACAGGGAAGCGAUAAAAUCCCUGGCCGCAACAGCAAGAACUUCUGCAAUUCUGCCAAAGUAUGUGGCGCCGAAGGAGGCAGCGGGCAAAGAGUCCGGCAAGAAGCGCAAGGCGGACUCGGCAACAUCUGGAGGUGGCCUUGCGGCAUUGCACAAGUCGACAGAGAACCAGGAGUAUCGAUGGCACAUGUUGGCCUACGCCAUCCGUCCUGAAACGACGCUCAGCGCAUCACCAUCGAAGGGAAGCAAAGCCGGUAUCACGAAGGAAGCUUCAGCGGCGCCGCUGAAUGGGACAUCCUCUCAAAGACCGCAAGGCUUUGCCGGAGUCUGGGCUCCAACAGGCAGCGCUGCUCCACCUGGCCAUACACCAUAUUCCUGGCACCACCAGGCUGAGGGAAUGAAGGAGGGCUUCGCAACGAUCUGGGCGGCCAAGGGCUCGGAGUGUCCACCUGGACACACACCUUAUUCGUGGGCAAAGGCACUUGGUGGCACUGGCUCGACUCCUGCGUAA
Molecule: messenger RNA, 1254 nt
Organism: Symbiodinium natans
Lineage: Eukaryota; Dinophyceae; Suessiales; Symbiodiniaceae
Source: the annotation of a GenBank genome assembly